Messenger RNA from Amborella trichopoda, 1906 nucleotides. Its product is annotated as AT-hook motif nuclear-localized protein 20. NCBI's taxonomy places the organism in Eukaryota, Viridiplantae, Streptophyta, Magnoliopsida, Amborellales, Amborellaceae. Gene Ontology annotation, cellular component: nucleus. Gene Ontology annotation, molecular function: DNA-binding transcription factor activity; minor groove of adenine-thymine-rich DNA binding. The record is from RefSeq and is a predicted model, not a curated record.
UUACACCUCUCUCUGAUACCAGAGACCAGAGACCAGAGACUUUCUCUCUCUAAAUCAUUUGUUUUUCUUGGAGAGAGAAACAAACCAGAGGCUGAAGGAGCUCAGCAAAUCCAUUCAGUAACAGUGAGAGAAGUACCUUCUCCCGCACGUGUGCGUAUCCUUAACAGUUGCCUUCAGUCAAUGAGACAGUUGCAGAACUCUCUCUCUAACCGAGUCUUUUUUACUUGGGUCCUAGAGAGAGAAAGUGAGUGGGUUCUAAUUGCACGUUGGGCUUUUUCCUGAUCGGAAUUUGAGAUGAAGAAAUAGAAAUCGCAGGAAUGUUUGAGGAAUUAGAGCUGUAAAUUUACAGAGAUAUAUAUGAGGAGCUGUACUUAAUUUAUGAAGGUUCUACAGAUAUAGGAAGUUUGAGAAUCCUUCUUCUUUAUUUGUAGUUGUGAUAGAGAGGGAAGAGCACACAUAUCCUCUUUUCUCUCUCUCUCUAACAACGCGCCCCCAAAUCAAGCACCAUAGAGAAUCUCAGCCUCGCGAACCGGUGGUGGGCCGGGCAUGGCCACAUGCCCGGAGUCGACCCACCACCGCCUCCGCCACUCCACCUCCAACAACACCACUCCCCUCCCUCUCCCUCAUCUGGAAACCCCUCGAAUAACAACGCCAACCUCUCUCGCCUGAAACGCGAGCGCAUCGACCCCGCCAGCAACAACAACAACAGCCUUUCGAAUGCUUCCCUGACGACCUCCUCUCCUCCUGAACAGGAUGACGACAACACCGGACAGGAGGGCGUUGAACCCCCUGGCCGCCGUCCCCGCGGCCGGCCCCCUGGAUCCAAGAACAAGCCCAAGCCCCCCAUUAUUAUAACCCGGGACAGCCCGAACGCCCUGCGCUCGCACGUCAUGGAGGUCGCUAGUGGCAGCGAUGUGGCAGAGAGUGUUGCGGCGUUCGCCCGCCGUCGGCAGCGCGGGGUGUGUGUGCUGAGUGGCAGCGGUGUCGUAGCCAAUGUCACCCUCCGCCAGCCCGCCGCCCCUGGCGCCAUCGUCACACUUCACGGACGCUUCGAAAUCCUGUCGCUCUCCGGAGCCUUCUUGCCCGGUCCUGCACCACCUGGUGCCACCGGGCUGACUGUGUACUUGGCCGGGGGCCAAGGCCAAGUAGUCGGGGGUUGUGUUGUUGGAGCUUUGGUGGCAUCAGGGCCAGUGAUGGUGGUGGCGGCGACUUUUGCAAAUGCAACAUACGAGAGGCUUCCAUUGGAAGAAGAAGCGGAGGCAGCAGCGGCAGGGCAGCUGCCCGCGGCAGCUCAGGGAUCAGGUGGGGGGAGUGGCGGAGGAGGGCAGCUGGCGGAUCCAAGUGCCUUGCCGAUAUACAAUUUGCCACCGAAUUUGAUGCCGAAUGGGGGACAGAUGGGGCACGAUUUGUAUGCGUGGGCUGGUGGCCGGCCACCAUACUGAGAAAGGAGAGAGAGAGAGAACCCUUGUGAACUUGGAGGAGAGAGGAAGCAACUUUUUUGGAAUGAGGGGACUGUGAAUGAAAUCAGGGAUAACCCAUUGUAGUAGAGCUCUUAUUAGAGAGAGAAAGCAACACUCGUCUCAGUCGAGCUUCUUCCCCCACCUAGAGAGAGAAAAUAACUUUGGUGGGUUUGACCGCUUGGUUCGACACUUACUGCCCCUCCCUCUUCUCGGAAAUUUAAAGCACUGAGCAGCGGCACGAACUAUUAGAACAUGGGCCAGGUUUUCUGGGCCGUUUUUGUCCAUUUUUGCUGCUCCAUCCCGUUUUCCGGGACUCUCUUUCUUUUUACUUUCUCUCUCUACUUCUUUCUCUCUCUUCUUUGUUUAUUUAACUUAUGUGGAUGAAUAUCAGUCAAAUAUUGUGGUCUUCUUUUGUCAGAUUUUUUACUUAUAUGAGAUAAAUCGUG